Messenger RNA from Brassica oleracea var. oleracea, 523 nucleotides. Its product is annotated as TMV resistance protein N-like. NCBI's taxonomy places the organism in Eukaryota, Viridiplantae, Streptophyta, Magnoliopsida, Brassicales, Brassicaceae. The record is from RefSeq and is a predicted model, not a curated record. Bases 8 to 451 code for a protein of 147 amino acids. The transcript is spliced from 2 exons. Gene Ontology annotation, biological process: signal transduction.
UCAAGAGAUGAUGAAGACCCAUUGGAGGCUCAAGUGGGACAUAUUCCUCAGUUUCCAAAGAGAAACAAGCCACAGUUUCACGGAUCGUCUCAAUGAAGUGCUCAUCAAGGAACAUGUCCGGGUAUGGAAAUGUCAAGUGAAACGCAAGAAUCAGGUGCUCGGUCCAAGUCUCGUGGAGGCUAUUGAAGAUUCGGUGGCGUUCAUCGUCGUCCUAUCCCCUGAUUACGCUAAGUCUCACUGGUGUCUUAAAAAAUUAGCCAAGCUCUGCGAUCUGAGAUCACUGGGUCGUCCAAUAUUACCAAUCUUUUAUGAGGUUGAUCCAUGGAGUUUUCGGAGACAGUGUCCUUUCGAUAUGGAUUUUGAGGAGCACUCGAAAAAAUUUGGGGAGGAGGAGAUACAACGAUGGAGGGAAGCCAUGAAAAUAGUGGGGAAUAUCUCCGGAUAUGUGUAAUCAGGUAUGAGUACUCCAAUGUUUUCAUCUCUAAUCAUAUUCCUCUUCAUUUUAUAAUCUUUUUGAUUCCAA